GGCGGGCGCCGGACCCCCAGGCGGAGCGACAGGUCUCGGGCCCUCAGGCGGAGCGGCGGGCGCCGGACCCCCAGGAGGAGCGACAGGUCUCGGGCCCUCAGGCGGAGCGGCGGGCGCCGGACCCCCAGGAGGAGCGACAGGUCUCGGGCCCUCAAGCGGAGUGGCAGGUGCCGGACCCCCAGGCGGAGCGACAGGUCUCGGCCCUCAGGCGGAGCGACAGGUCUCAGGCCCCCAGGCGGGGCGGCGGGCGCCAGAUCCCCAGGCGGAGCGGCGGGCGCUGGACCCCCAAGCGGAGCAACAGGUCUCGGGCCCCCAGGCGGAGCGGCGGGCACCGAGUCACCAGGCACGACAGUGGGCUCCGAGUCAACUGGUAUGACCGCAGGCACUGGGUCAGACAUUGGAUGGUCUGGCUGGACAGCGGGCAUCGGGUCACCAGGCAUCAGGUCAUUUGGUUCGACAGCGGGCACCGCGUCAUCUGGCAAGGCAGUGGGCUCCGAGUCAACAGGUAUGACCGCGGGCACUGGGUCAGACAUUGGAUCGUCUGACCGGACAGCGGGCAUCGGUCACCAGGCAUCAGGUCAUUUGGCUCGACCGCGGGCACCGCGUCAUCUGGCAAGGCAGUGGGCUCCGAGUCAACUGGUAUGACCGCGGGCACUGGGUCAGACAUUGGAUCGUCUGACUGGACAGCGGGCAU
Messenger RNA from Staurois parvus, 694 nucleotides. NCBI's taxonomy places the organism in Eukaryota, Metazoa, Chordata, Amphibia, Anura, Ranidae. The record is from the annotation of a GenBank genome assembly.